Molecule: messenger RNA, 1404 nt
Organism: Xenopus laevis (African clawed frog)
Lineage: Eukaryota; Metazoa; Chordata; Amphibia; Anura; Pipidae
Gene: efna4.L
Product: ephrin-A4 L homeolog
Exons: 5
Coding region: 16-726 (236 amino acids)
Biological process (GO): ephrin receptor signaling pathway; signaling; cell communication
Cellular component (GO): membrane; plasma membrane
Molecular function (GO): ephrin receptor binding
Source: RefSeq, a predicted model, not a curated record
GGUUAAGUGUCCCAGAUGUUCCAAGUCAGAGCGAGUUGUACCUGUGGGCGGGGCCGGUGCGCUGAUUGGCCGGAGCUUCCCCCCUGUGGGCGGGGCCGGAGUCCCAAGGCUGAGAGUCUGGAGGUUCCCGUCAGUUGUGAGAGCGGCGGAGAGAUGGGGGGGAGGCUCCGGGCUCUGUUGUCUCUCAGUCUCCUGAUCUGGAACAUCGGGGGGGGCCUCGGCGCCAGACACGGGAUUUACUGGAACUGCUCCAACCCCAGGUUCCUGAGGGACGACUACAGCGUCAAGGUGGAGAUUAACGAUUAUCUGGAUAUUUACUGCCCCCACUACGACCCCCGCGUCCCGGCCGAACACACCGAGACCUUCGUCCUGUUAAUGGUGAACAGAGAGGGGUACGAGGGGUGUUACGAGACCCCCGGGGCAUUUAAACGCUGGGAAUGUAACCGACCCCACGCGCCCUAUGGACCAAUCAAAUUCUCCGAGAAGAUCCAGAGAUUCACCCCCUUCUCUCUGGGGUUUGAAUUCCGACCGGGAGAGGAUUAUUAUUAUAUAUCUGUCCCAGAAGCAGAGAGUCCUGGCGAGUGCCUGAAGCUGCGGGUGUCUGUGUGCUGCCCACCCACCACUGUGAGACCAGUCACAGAGGUACCCAAAUCUCAGCCUCGAGGGGGGUCCCGUGUGGGAGAUGGAGGUCGGACGUCCGGCCAGGGAGGUGGGUGGAGCUUCUAGACAGAGACACACCCAUGAGGAGCGGCAGUUCUGGAUCUAUGGCAGACAGUUUGCACUGAGAGUCUCUCUCUUCCCCCAAACCAAAGACCCGUAAUGGACCAACUCUGCCCUGGGACCUUUUCAACUCUGGAUUUUACUUUUCAUUUUCUCAAAGUGCUUUUUUUUGUGCAUCGUGAACAAACCCCCCGGCUCCUCGGAGGCGGGAAAUCAUCUCAUUAUUGGAUGAAAUGUUUGGGGAAUAGGGUGAUUUUAGCAGAUCCAGGCCCUUGAGGAACACAUUCUGUCCUGUAUGAAGCAAGGGGGGUCUGUCUGGACUGGAUCACAGUUGGGGUGACACCCCUUUAUUUCACUUGGACCUUAUUGGGCCCUACGAACUGGUGCAAAGGUAAAACAUGCGGUGCCCCUUGUCCUGCCUGAACUGGACCUGCUCAUUCCCAAGUGGCUCCUCUGGAGAGUUCUGUUCCUCAGGACUGGAGCGACUAUUGGGGUGCUACAUACGCUAAGGGCCCAGCUUGGGGGGCUGUGUUGUGCAGAUUGGGGUGUUCUUGCUCAGGACAACAGGGAUCUCUCUUCUGUGAAGAUGAUGGAUUGGCAGUAUUCUCUUGUUUACACAUUUUUUGUAACACAUAUUAAGGAGUUUUUGUUAGAAACUGAGCCAAAAAUAAAAGGUUAAACCCG